GUUCUGGCUGAUUUCCGUCCUCGCAUCAGUCCGGAAGGCAUGCUUAUAUGUCGAAUCGAAGAAGAGCACAUGUGGGAAGCCAGACAACUUGGUGAUGAGACACCUCACAUAUUACUCUUUACACUCCUCUACUUUAUCACCAAACACAUGUGGCUUCGCACAGGGGACCAGCAUGCCCAACUCAGAUUCUCCAAUUUCAAGUUGAAACGCGAGAAUCCCACAUCGGAGUGUGUACUCUUCGUGUCCAGUGGUAGCUCUGACUCCUACCGCAUGUUUUAUACUGGAGAACAAUUCUCUCGUUGUCCGAUCCAACUUUUCCGAACUUACCUUAAAAAAUGCCCCCAGACAUUGGUUGCGGGAGGUGGAUCAUUUUAUCUUAAUCCUCUGCCUGAACCGUCUUCCACAACUUGGUUCUCUGAGACUCGUGUUCCGGCCAGUCAGUUGCAGGUGAUGCUGAAUCGCAUCAAAAUGGUAAAAGAAAUCCAGGAGGCCUUUAUGGAUAGUCAAUCUGAGUAA
Hydatigera taeniaeformis is the source of this 516-nucleotide messenger RNA. The record is from the annotation of a GenBank genome assembly. Lineage: Eukaryota; Metazoa; Platyhelminthes; Cestoda; Cyclophyllidea; Taeniidae.